Branchiostoma belcheri (Belcher's lancelet) is the source of this 561-nucleotide messenger RNA. RefSeq names its product NADH dehydrogenase [ubiquinone] 1 alpha subcomplex subunit 1-like. The record is from RefSeq and is a predicted model, not a curated record. Lineage: Eukaryota; Metazoa; Chordata; Leptocardii; Amphioxiformes; Branchiostomatidae. Bases 138 to 362 code for a protein of 74 amino acids. The transcript has 3 exons.
GGGCGGGAACUUUUACUGGUGCAUUGUGGGUAAGAUUUCGUCGGGCAGCCAUUUUGACCUCCAAACACGAAUAAUUUUGGAGGUCUGGAAAAAUUAGGAUUUCGUCGUAAAAUACCACAAAAAGAGCGGAGGCCAACAUGUGGUAUGAAAUCCUACCAGGCUUCGGCAUCAUCGUGGUCUGUCUGUGUGUUCCCGGGUUCGUCACACCUCGAAUUCAGAAGUUUCAGAACAAUGGAAAGCUGAAGAGAGUUGCAAAAGACUGGAAUGAGUGGUGGAUGAUGUCCAGAGACUACAGACUUACUGGUUCUCACUACAUAGGAAGGGGUCUUGAAGCCAUUCCUGACAAGCCCACCAAGAAGUAAGAAAAGCAACCCCACAGUGAAGGACAGCAGUUUCAUGGUGCCCCUCUCAACAGUCAUCUGUGUGCAGUGAACCAAUCACAUCAUGUGUACCAUCAGUGCGACUCAUCCACCAACUUUGUCUUGAAACAACUGCUGUUAUUAGUCGUCUUGUACAUAGAAUUCAGGUGUACUUCAAUAAAACAGUUUCACAGCCCAUUCA